UAAAUACCUCUUCUUCCAUCUACAACUCAACUCACCCCCUCUCCUAUCCAACUAUCAUCGAAACACCCAUCCAUUACUUCGUCAAAUAACCAGUAUAACCUAACAAGAUGGCUGAAAAUUCCAAGACAGAGAAGAGACCUCUCAAGUACACUGUCACGUAAGUCUUAUUCUCAUCAGCCCCUCCAUCUCAUUGAUCCCAGAAUUGAGACGAAAUUGCUUGCACUGCUCGCUCGUGCUGGGACAUUUGACAUUUCCCGAGAGUAUCGCUAACCCACCACCCUGACUUAGUCACUACCGCAAAGCGCAACACACCCACGAAGAAUUCAUGAAAUGGGUCGUAGAAACACAUCUCCCACUCGCCAUGCUCAUCUUCAAAAGACACGGGAUCCUCUCCUACUCACUCGUGCGUUCACUCUUCAUCCCUCAACUCAUCCCAUAACAAUUUUCAUACUAAUCGUUGAUCACCCAACAGUUCACAACCCCAGCUUCGCUCAAUGAGCCCCUGAGAGCGGAGAUCGGGAAGAUGCGUCCCACCUGGGAAUUUGCGGAUUUCGACUGCUUCAUUGAGUAUUUGAUCCCGGAUAUGCAGGCGAUUAUGAAGGUCCUGGGGGAUGCCGACUGGCAGGUGGCUGUUAGGGACCAGGAUGAGUGGUUGGAGAGUAAGAAGGCACUGGUUUCUUUGGGGUAUCUUACGACGUAUUUGCGAGAGACGGGGGAGGUUGUGAAUAUGAAGGAAUAGAAGGACUAGCCUACUAGGACUAGUACUCUUGUACGCGCGGUUGUUGUAAAGGGAGGAGGACAAUCGGAGAUAGCCAUCUAUCUUGUUUGAUUUUUGGGAUGCUCGACGGUGUUGAAAUUGAUUGAAAGGAGAUAGAAUACUGCGUUUUGUAUGAUUGUUUCAAUAUUAGUAGUAUUCCUC
Molecule: messenger RNA, 919 nt
Organism: Hymenoscyphus albidus
Lineage: Eukaryota; Fungi; Ascomycota; Leotiomycetes; Helotiales; Helotiaceae
Source: the annotation of a GenBank genome assembly